AUGUCUUCGUCGAGCGUGCCUCAGAACCCGACGCCCCAGACGGUGAUCCAACUCGUCCAGAAGCUGGGAGAUGCCGACCCGGACUUCCGUUUCAUGUCCCUCAACGACUUGCUCCAGGUCCUGGCCAACGGCAAGCCCGAUUUUCUGCACCACGACUACAACGUCGCCGCGCGCACAGUUGAUAGCAUCAUCAAGACGCUCGACGACCAGAAUGGAGAGGUUCAAAACCUGGCCAUCAAAUGGUGCGAGCAGGACCCCUUCCCGACCCCCGAUCCCUUGGGCAAGAGCUAA
Messenger RNA from Colletotrichum spaethianum, 291 nucleotides. RefSeq names its product cullin-associated NEDD8-dissociated protein 1, N-terminal part. Lineage: Eukaryota; Fungi; Ascomycota; Sordariomycetes; Glomerellales; Glomerellaceae. The transcript has a single exon. The record is from RefSeq and is a predicted model, not a curated record. Gene Ontology annotation, cellular component: nucleus. The coding region runs from base 1 to 291 and encodes 96 amino acids. Gene Ontology annotation, biological process: SCF complex assembly; protein ubiquitination.